Molecule: messenger RNA, 2304 nt
Organism: Peniophora sp. CBMAI 1063
Lineage: Eukaryota; Fungi; Basidiomycota; Agaricomycetes; Russulales; Peniophoraceae
Source: the annotation of a GenBank genome assembly
AUGGCGGGGAAGUACAGAGUUCUCGGGCCUCGGAAGGAUGGCUCAAGCGGGGAUCAAUUGCCAGAACUCCUCUAUGACGACGCUAAGGUACGGCCAAUGAAGGGCGGCGACGAGAAGUAUGAAUCGCGAACGACCAGACGCACUUCGCCACCGCGGCCAAGAAGACUUACGAGCCUCAUCGGUCUACCAAUGGUACUCCAUCUCGGCGUUCUCGCUCUCUACAUCGCUCUUUGCCUUGUGUAUGCCAUGGGGAGCAAUAUACCAGUGGACUUGACGAAGGCUUCGCACAUCCAAUCUCGUAUGAACUUCACAAGUCACGUCAUCAUGCUUGGUCUUUCCACCGUCAUCGUUGCUCUCAUGCAACCCAUCGCGACUCGUACCCCCUUCGGUCACCUCCCACGAUCUCUCACGUCGCUGUCCGACAAGCUCUCGUCCUGGAGUGGGCUCGGGUCUUCUCUGCUCAACCUCUACCAUAACCUACGCUACCCCACCACUCUCGGCAACGCGAUCAUUACAACGCUGUACUUCUCAUCGCUCUCAGGGCUUGGCGCCAGCUCUUCCUUCCUCUUCAACGUUCCGGCCGUCAACCAGACCACCUUCAGCAAGGUGCCGACCCAGAUCGGAUCGCCAUCUAAACUCGGUCUCAUCCCACCCGGGUGCAACGCCCCCGGAGAAAGCGCCAACUUCACGACCCUCACUUUCGAAUGGUAUCGCUCUGGCAUGAGCAUCGGCAUGCUCAACGACAACACGACGGCUUUCCCAGGAUUGAGCGCCAAUCGGAUAUACGACACACUUUUGUCGCCGCUGCCCGACUCCAACACGUCGGCGGAGGUUAACUACACCGAGUUUCAUGUGCAGUGCGGCAGCGUGCCGCAAAUGAACAUCUCCGUGUCGGACAUCGACCCUGACAGUGCACCAUACGUCGUCGAAUACAAAGACUGGAACUCAACCGACUGGAGGAAAGACAGCAAUUUUCACGCGCAGUUGACGAUCAAUUACCCGCUCGGGUCGACAGCAAUGACGCUGCGCGAUGGUCUAUCGCUAUCUGCGUACAAUAACGCGAGUUCCGUCGGCCGACUAUGGAGGCCUUCGGACAUCCUGUUGCGUGUUCCAAACAGCAACCUUAUGCCUGGUAUAGGCAGGAAUGUCGUCUUGUACAACGUCUAUAACGAGACUGGGCUCGCGUCCGGGAGCCAGCCUAUCCUCGACUCGGAGAACGCGACAGGGUCGCCGUGGCCCUUGGCAAUGCAGAUGGCGGAAGGCGCGUUUGGCACAGCCAUGCUUGUUCAGGUCAUCGGCUGUUCCCUGACCACGAGCAAUGGACGAGCGACGAUAGACGCUGCGACCAACCAACUCAUCAACACAACGGCGGCGCAGGAAGGUGGUGAAGUCCGCCGUAGUACCUGGGACGACUGGAAGCCCGACUUGAACAACUCGAUAUCGCUUGAGGAUACGUGGGCAUCGAUGUUUCUUCCCACGAUUGGUUCGGCUGGUCUCUGGGACAGCCCUCCCAUACCGCUUUUGCAGACACCGUUAUGGUCGUGCUUUUCCAUGCAGGCGGAGAACAACGCACGAGCGAAUGAGUCGGCCGCCAUGAACUAUACUGUGGCGCAACUACAGGAUAUGUAUGAUAACUGCCAUAUACCGACCGUCAUCGAGGAUUAUCUCACGACACGCCUAUUUGGGCCAGUGAUCGCGCACACCCUAGCCGGCGAUGCAGUGCGCGCACCGUCGGCGGCAAACGCGACUUUGCGCGCUCUCGAGUCCGCACUCGCAAAUGCUACUGCCAUGGCGAUGUGGUCCGCAGCAAGGGCGAAUACCCUUACCGUGAGCUGCCCCACGUACAACGUCACAGGUGCCCAAGACGAAGAGGCCCAGUUGGCGUCGGGAGAGUUCAUCCUCCCUCUGAGUACCGUCCUUGCACCGGUGAACGGCUCAACUGUAGUUCAAGGGCGGAAGCUCGCAGCGCACAUCACCAUUGACGUGCCCUCCUUGGUGAUAGGCACGGCGCUAGCGGUCAUUCUGACGGCCCUUGGCGCAUACAUACUCAUCAGGGAGGACACGGCGCGUAUGGCGGACGCGCCGAUCAGAGACGCUGGUCUUUUGAGUCUCAUGACACUGGAAAACUCGGCGAUAGCCGCGCGUCUGUCCGCAACCGGCUUGCAGUCUGCGCAAGCUCGGCGGCGGGCGGGAGAUUUUUUGGUGAGGAUUGUGGACGGGCGAUUCGUUAUAGUGGGAGAUGAAGAAGACGCGGACGUGAAGAGCGUGAGUGAUGGGGAUUCUGAGUCUCUGGCUGGCAAGUAG